Messenger RNA from Iphiclides podalirius (scarce swallowtail), 897 nucleotides. The record is from the annotation of a GenBank genome assembly. NCBI's taxonomy places the organism in Eukaryota, Metazoa, Arthropoda, Insecta, Lepidoptera, Papilionidae.
AUGUUUCCCAUUCGUUUCCAGGUCAUAGACUUCGGCAGCUCGUGCUACGAGCACCAGCGCGUGUACACCUACAUACAGUCGAGGUUCUACCGAGCCCCUGAAGUGAUGAUGGGUGCGAGAUACGGCAUGCCCAUCGAUAUGUGGUCGCUGGGCUGCAUUCUGGCGGAGCUGCUCACAGGAUUCCCCUUGUUGCCCGGCGAGGACGAGGCCGACCAGAUGGCGUGCAUUAUCGAGCUGCUGGGCAUGCCGCCCCAGAAGCUCAUCGAGCAGGGCAAGCGGUCGAAGAACUUCAUCAGCAGCAAAGGGCUGCCGCGGUACUGCACCGCGACCACCCUACCGGACGGCACCACAGUGCUCAGCGGAGGUAUGUCGAGGAGAGGAAAGCCGCGGGGCCCGCCCGGUUCGAAGAGUUUCGUCACAGCGCUCAAAGGAUGCCAGGACAAGUUUUUCAUUGACUUCAUUAGACGGUGCCUCGAAUGGGAGCCGGAGAAGCGGCUCACGCCCGCGCAGGCGCUGCGGCACGCGUGGCUCCGCCGCCGGCUGCCGCGGCCGCCGCACGACGACGAACCGCACGCGCAGUCCCACUCCCAGCCCCACGCGCAGUCCCACGCGCAGGCGCAGCCCCACGGCCACGCCCACGCCCAGCCGCAGGCGCUGCCCGCCAACCACUCGGGGGGAGCGGGGGGCGCGGCGGCGGGUGCAGCGGGGGCGGGGGCGGCGGCUGGAGCGGGGGGCGUCGGCGGCCGCGGGGGCUCUCUGCGGACGCCCCUCGCGCGCACACCAGUCACCUUCAACGCGUCACAAGUCGCCAAGGCGAAGUUGCAGGCGGCGCUGUCGGAGGAGAGCGGCUCAGGCCGCUACUGGGCCGCGAAGCUGCCGCACCUGCCGGCGCCCUCC